AUGGCUCGUACAUUAUUAGAAAAGUGGUCUCAGUUUGAUACAUUAUUUGCAAGUAUAAUUAUUUUAGAUUUGUUUUCUAUAACAUCUCCUGUAUCUAAGUAUUUACAAUCAGAUUCAAUUGAUUAUUUAAGAGCAUGGCGUUCUGUAGAAACUUUACUGGAACUUGUCAGUAAAAAAAGAAAUGGGGAACAUUAUACUAAACUUUAUAACAAAUGUAAAUUAUUUGCUCAAAAACUUAAUACUUUUUUUAUAGAUGAACCAUUAUUGGACUUUCAAGACAAUUUUGUAUCAAAAAGAAUAUCUGUAAAAAAAAAAAACCCUGGAGAAUUAUCUAAUGAUGAAGUCAAAACUUUAUCUCCCUUUAAAAAAACAAGAGGAACAUAUUUUCAAAUUCUAGAUACUGUAAAAAUGUCUAUUAAUGAAAGAUUUGUACCAAAUAAAGAACUGUUGAUGGAUAUCGCUUGGUUGGAUCCUUCAAAAUACAAGGAAAUAGUAAAUCUUUCAUUAGAACAGCUUCCAUCUAAUUCGUUAAAUAAACUAUCCAAAUUGGCUGGAGUAGAUAGGAAAACAUUAUUUGUUGAAUUAAAACAGUUUGCAGAACAAUAUUCAAGCUUUUCUGCAACAACAAGAUCUGUAAAUUGUGAACAUAAUGUUAGAGAAACAAUAGAUACAGAAGAUGAUGUGGCUGCUAUAAAACAACCAAAAUGCGGUGACUGCUUACCUAAAGUCUAUCAAAUACUAUAUGAAAUAACAUCAAAAUCUGAUUUGUUUAAUACAUUAUACUUAACAAUGAAAUAUGUUUUAGUUCUUCCUUGUACACAAGUUUCAUGUGAACGUGCAUUUUCUAAAUUGAAAAUUUUAAAAACAAAACUUAGAUCGUCUAUCAGACAAGAACAUCUUGAACCACUAAUGUCGUUAUUUGUCGAAGAAGAUUUAAUACAAUUUAUUCAAAAAGAUGAAAUAAUUGAUCAAUUAGCAUCUUCUAGUCAAGAGCUGAAGAGAUUAUUGUUUUAA
Molecule: messenger RNA, 1014 nt
Organism: Macrosiphum euphorbiae (potato aphid)
Lineage: Eukaryota; Metazoa; Arthropoda; Insecta; Hemiptera; Aphididae
Source: the annotation of a GenBank genome assembly